UCCACGCCUUCCCUCUCAUUCCGCCGGCUUGACCUCGCUGGGACAAACAAGACACCGGUGUGUGUCACACAGUGGCGUCUUUGUGCCACCUGUUUGCGCUGGCAAAUCCCAGAGAAUGGGAGGGAGGACGUCACUGACAGGUGAGCAAAGAGGAUGGAUUGAUGCCGGGCCGGCAAAUAAAGAACGCCGCCCGCCGGGAGGUCAAGCAGCCGGGAGGAAGACGUGGACCAGCGUGGAGGACUUGACGGGAGAAAUAUUCAAAAAUGCUUGCGCUAAUCCUGCUGCAACUCCUGAUCAUUGCAUCAGCAAACGGCCAAACGACGGCAGGGACACCCACGCCUGCGGUCACCACACCUGCGGUCACCACACCUGCGGUCACCGCGCCUAAGGCCGCGACGACCAACGCUGCCACGGCCGCCAGCAAAGGCGCAACUAGCAACGCGGCGACCACACCCGGCAAAGUGGCGGCCACCACAGCUGGCAACAACACGACGAUAACAGCUGGCAACAACACAACGAUAACAGCUGGCAACAACGCGACCAUAACAGCCGGCAACAACGCGACGAUGACGGCCGAUCAGGGGAACAACACCACGGCGUCGAGGGCCGCCUCGCACACGUCGCUGAGUUACAUGGGCGGCGCAGUCGUGUGCCACCUGGGUGUGGCGCUCCUUAAAUACUACACUAUCUAAACGACAUAUACACCGACUGUAAUUUAUUUGAAAUACGAUGCAUGUUGAUAGACUGGAACACAUACCUAGAUGAUACAGCGUGGUUGGAUAUUGUAAUAAUAAUAAUAAUAACAAAAUUAAUUAAAUAAUUUUGUGCCUAUAUUUACUGUCUUUGAAGUGUAAAAAGAAGUUAAUACUUUUGUGUCUAAACCAGGGGUGUCAAAUGUACGGCCCGCGGAGAACAGGUUUUAUCCGGCCCGCGGGAUGAGUUUGUGAAAUAUAAAAAUGAGCCGAAAUUUUUGAACAAAAGAAACCGCUUUUCUAAAUGUGUCCACAAGAUGUCGCAAUAGCAAUUCUUUGUAUCUUAUGCUAUAAAUCAGGGGUGCCCAUUACGUCGAUCGUGAGCUACCAGUCGACCGCGGGGGGUGUGUCAGUCGAUCUCCAGCCAGGUUUUUAAAAAAAAUAGACCUAAAAAUUAGUGAUCAGCAAUCUUCACCAAGACGUCACUUAAAUGACAUUCACGGUACCGGAGGGUCUUGUGAGAUGACGCUGGCUGCUGCAA
Molecule: messenger RNA, 1233 nt
Organism: Nerophis ophidion (straightnose pipefish)
Lineage: Eukaryota; Metazoa; Chordata; Actinopteri; Syngnathiformes; Syngnathidae
Exons: 3
Coding region: 264-692 (142 amino acids)
Source: RefSeq, a predicted model, not a curated record